Messenger RNA from Anarrhichthys ocellatus (wolf-eel), 521 nucleotides. RefSeq names its product mannose-P-dolichol utilization defect 1 protein-like. The record is from RefSeq and is a predicted model, not a curated record. The transcript is spliced from 5 exons. The annotation marks the transcript as partial. Gene Ontology annotation, biological process: oligosaccharide biosynthetic process. NCBI's taxonomy places the organism in Eukaryota, Metazoa, Chordata, Actinopteri, Perciformes, Anarhichadidae.
CGGAAACGUCACAUCUAUCACCACAAUGGCGGAAGAAAGUGUUUUGGUUGAAGCGUCGUCCUUUAUGGAUCCCUUUAAAGGGCUUUUGUUGACAUAUUUUAUGCCAGAAUCAUGCUACGACGAGUUCUUUCUCAAUUUCAACUUCCUGGACGUACCAUGUCUGAAGAUUAUGCUGAGCAAAGGCCUGGGGAUCGGCAUCAUCCUGGGAUCAGUGAUGGUGAAGCUGCCUCAGAUCUUCAAGCUGAUGGGAGCAAAGAGCGCUGAGGGGCUGAGCUUCCACACUGUGCUGCUGGAGCUGCUGGCCAUCACAGGAACAAUGGCCUACAGUAUCGCCAACAAGUUCCCUUUCAGUGCCUGGGGGGAGGCUCUGUUCCUCAUGCUGCAGACAGUCGCCAUCGGCUUCCUCAUUCAGCACUAUGGAGGAAGAACCAGCAGAGGUCUCCUGUUCCUGGUUGUGUAUUUUGGCCUGCUGGUCCUCGUGCUGUCUCCAGUCACUCCCAUGUCAGUGGUUACCUCCUUAC